Messenger RNA from Nyctereutes procyonoides (raccoon dog), 4191 nucleotides. It is a transcript of the gene ZBTB7C, whose product is annotated as zinc finger and BTB domain containing 7C. NCBI's taxonomy places the organism in Eukaryota, Metazoa, Chordata, Mammalia, Carnivora, Canidae. The record is from RefSeq and is a predicted model, not a curated record. Gene Ontology annotation, molecular function: protein binding; RNA polymerase II cis-regulatory region sequence-specific DNA binding; DNA-binding transcription factor activity, RNA polymerase II-specific. Gene Ontology annotation, biological process: regulation of transcription by RNA polymerase II.
UCCACACCCGCCGGCGCAGCCCCGCCACGAGACUCUGACAGCGCGCGGCCCGCGCUGCUCGGGCGCCCAGGCACGGACCGCGGCACGGACCGCGGCGGCGGCGGCGGCGGCGGCGGCGGCGGCGGAGGAGGAGGAGGAGGAGGACCCGAGGACGCGAGGACCGCGGCCCGGCGCCCAGUGCGGGAGGCGCGCGGGGCCGGCGGCGCGCAGGGACCUCUUCUGAAGCAGCUGGGAGCUCAGAAUGUGUUGCCACCUCUGAGCAGCGGGCCAGCCAGGAAAGCAGGAAGGGAUGGUUUGGAGCCCAGCCAGGGCCUGAGGAGUGAGCAUAAUCUGCAGACCGCUGGCCCUGGAGCCCCCGAGAAAGACAAGCUCCACCACUGGGGAGACUUGAGAAGAAUCGAUGCUUUGGCCCCCAGCAACAUGUACACGGUGUAAUGACAGGAAAUGAGCAGGUUUGCAAGGAAACUGCUGGCCUGAAAUUUAAGAGGAAGGCAUCACUGCUGGGCUCUGGCUGAGAACAUGGCCAAUGGCAUCGACGAGCUCAUCGGCAUCCCCUUCCCCAACCACAGCAGCGAGGUCCUGUGCAGCCUGAACGAGCAGCGGCAUGACGGCCUGCUCUGCGACGUGCUGCUGGUGGUGCAGGAGCAGGAGUACCGCACGCACCGCUCCGUGCUGGCGGCCUGCAGCAAGUACUUCAAGAAGCUCUUCACGGCCGGCGCCCUCGCCAGCCAGCCGUAUGUCUACGAGAUCGACUUCGUGCAGCCCGAGGCCCUGGCCGCCAUCCUGGACUUCGCCUACACCUCCACGCUCACCAUCACCGCCUCCAAUGUCAAGCACAUCCUCAACGCCGCCAGGAUGCUGGAGAUCCAGUGCAUCGUGAACGUGUGUCUGGAGAUCAUGGAGCCCGGUGGCGACGGCGGGGAGGAGGACGACAAGGAGGAUGACGACGACGAGGACGAGGACGAGGAUGAGGAGGACGAGGAGGAGGAAGAAGAGGAGGAGGAAGAUGAGGAGGACGAGGAGGACGACACUGAGGACUUUGCUGAUCAAGAAAACCUGACUGACCCCCAGGACAUCAACUGCCACCAAAGCCCUUCCAAGACAGACCAUCUCACAGAGAAGGCCUACUCGGACACACCCAGGGACUUCCCCGAUUCCUUCCAGGCCGGCAGCCCCAGCCACCUGGGCGUGAUCCGGGACUUCUCCAUUGAGUCUCUACUGAGGGAGAACCUGUACCCCAAGGCCAACAUCGCUGACAGGAGACCCUCCCUGUCUCCGUUCGCCCCUGACUUCUUCCCACAUCUCUGGCCAGGGGACUUCGGUGCCUUCACCCAGCUGCCCGAGCAGCCCAUGGACAGUGGGCCACUGGAUCUGGUCAUCAAGAACCGGAAGAUCAAGGAGGAGGAGAAGGAGGAGCUGCCCCCACCCCCACCACCCCCCUUCCCCAGCGACUUCUUCAAGGACAUGUUCCCCGACCUCCCUGGGGGGCCGCUGGGCCCCAUCAAGGCCGAGAGUGACUACGGUGCCUAUCUCAACUUCCUGAGUGCCACCCACCUAGGGGGCCUCUUCCCGCCCUGGCCCCUGGUGGAGGAGCGCAAGCUGAAGCCCAAGGCGUCCCAGCAGUGCCCCAUCUGCCACAAAGUCAUCAUGGGGGCCGGGAAGCUGCCGAGACACAUGAGGACCCACGGGGAGAAGCCAUACAUGUGCAACAUCUGUGAGGUCCGCUUCACCAGGCAGGACAAGCUGAAGAUCCACAUGCGGAAGCACACGGGGGAGCGGCCCUACCUGUGCAUCCACUGCAACGCCAAGUUCGUGCACAACUACGACCUCAAGAACCACAUGCGCAUCCACACGGGCGUGCGGCCCUACCAGUGCGAGUUCUGCUACAAGAGCUUCACGCGCUCCGACCACCUGCACCGCCACAUCAAGCGCCAGAGCUGCCGCAUGGCCCGGCCCCGCCGCGGCCGCAAGCCCACCGCCUGGAGGGCCGCCAGCCUGCUCUUCGGGCCCCCGGGCCCCACGCCCGAGAAGGCCGCCUUCGUGGUGCCCCCGGCGCUGGGCGAGGUGGGCGGCCACCUGGGCGGGGCGGCUGUGUGUCUCCCGGGCCCCAGCCCCGCCAAGCACUUCCUGGCGGCGCCCAAGGGCGCGCUGAGCCUGCAGGAGCUCGAGCGGCAGUUCGAGGAGACGCAGAUGAAGCUGUUCGGGCGCGCGCAGCUGGAGGCCGAGAGGGACGCGGGCGGCCUGCUGGCCUUCGCCCUGGCCGAGAACGUGGCGGCCGCGCGGCCCUACUUCCCACUGCCCGACCCGUGGGCCGCGGGCCUGGCCGGCCUCCCCGGGCUCGCCGGCCUCAGCCACGUGGCCUCCAUGUCGGAGGCCGACAACUAGCGGUGCCGGGGCCCCCCCGCGGCCCUGGCCCCUGGCCCGUCAGGCCUCCCCCACACCCGCAUCCGCAUCCGGGGCUCUGAACUUUUUCUUUCGAAUCACAGAGGAAGCGUGAAAAGUAUGCUGUCAGCCACAGCGCUCUUUGCAGGCGUCCUGCAGCCUCCCGCUCCCCUCCCCUCGACACCUCCUCCCUGAGGGCCUCCGCCGGGCUGGCUCUCUGCUGCCACGCAGAAACUCGCAGGGGAGGGGCCGGUGCCACCAGGAGGCCACAGCCCAGGUGCCCAGGAGCUCUGUGGAGCUGCAGGGGGAGGGGGCCAGAGGGAGGAAGGGGCCUUGGGAGCAGGGGCGAGGCGUGCGCCCUCGCAGCCCGGUGGCACAGUCCCUACUGAUCCUGCUCUGCUGGGUCGCUUUUCCAGUCUCCAGCCAUCCCAGGGUCCUCAUGGGAAAUGCCCUGUUGGCGGAGAGGCCUCCUCCUGGAGUCCCACCCGCCUGUCUCUCCCUCCCUGUCCCGUGACCUCAGGCAGGCCAGUCCCCCACCGCACUAGGAAGGGAGGCUGCUAAUUCUGUUUCCCCCCUCAAACCCACCCACCCACACGCGUAUACACCCCAACACACCAGUCGCUCCACGAAGAGUUCCUGAGGAGGUAGGAGCUUUGAGCUCCCCGAGGCCUGGCGAAGACGUCUGUCUCACUGCAUGUGGUUUUAUCACAUCCACCUCUCUGCUAGCACGGGGGGAGCGACGUCGUCACCAGAGGAGACGGGAGUGACACAGAAGAGCCCAGGUGUGGCUUUCCCAGAUAGCUUUGGGGCAGUCCGGAUCCUCCCCACCUCUGCGGGCAGGCGGGCCCCUGGGGACGGCACCCCCCGGCCAGGGCUGUACAGCUGGGGCUCCCGGGGCUCCUGGGGCCAGCACAGAAGGGAAUGGGCACCACCUCGGACACCUGCUGACCCACCCCCUCCACCCUGAUUCCUGGAAACAGACAAAACACCUGGUUCUUCAGGGUUUAUGUUUGUUGUGGGUCCCUCAGGGCUUUGGGAUUGCUGGGAUUGCCUCCUUUGCUGUCUUUGAGCACCCUCAACCCCUCCCUCAUCCCUCAGGGAGGGAGCUGGGCCUCUUGGUUUCCCUGGGUUGGGGGGGCGGGGCGGAGCCCUGGCUCGGGGUGGGUGUGAGGGCGCCUUGAGCUAGGGCCGCCCCACUCGCCCUGGUGCCUGAGCCUGUGGCUGGUUCUGAGGACCAUGGAGACUUUCCUGGCCCAGCGCCUUCCUGUUCUCUCCACGUCCCUGCGCCUCCCUCCCUUCCCUUGCUGAGGUGGCCUUCCUGUCUCAGCAGCCCAGUGUCCCCAAUCCAGGCCCAGGCUCCCCAGUCCAGGAGCUGUGGGCACAAGAGACUUGGGCUCUUCCUAUCGCCUUGGCUUCUUUCUGAGCACACACACACACACACACACACACAAAAAGGCCAGAGAAGACCACAGACUCUGUCCCCCUCCCAGCUCCCCAGGGGAGAGCCCUGGCUCCGCAGCCCGCCAGAUGCCAUUGCAUCCAGAGGGAAUUGCUUCUGACCCUCUUGUCUUCAGACGCCACCUUUCUGGGCAGCCGCCUCUUGGAUGCCCGCCUCCGUCUCUGACACCUGCUCCUGGGACCAUUCCGCCAACAUGCCCACGUUCCCCCCAUCGGCCAAGGGACUGGGGCUGACCCACACUUUUAAGAGAAAAUGAGGAAAAAUGAACACAUUGGAAUCCAGUGGUGUUGGGGCUUUUGUUUUUAUUUUGUAAAGGUAAUGACUUCUUAUAAACUCAGUUUUUCAGAUGA